AAUUUACGUCUAAAUUAAAUAUCUCAACUCAAUUGAAUUCAUCAUUUCCAGCCGUUAUCGAAAUGAUUCGUCCCAAGAAUGCAAGGCUUUUCCAACCAAAAAACAGGACAAUUAUCACAAACACUUUGAUGGAACGCAGUCAACUAUACUUUGAACAAUCUGAAUAUAAUUUGGCCAAGAAAGAUUUGGACAUACUUUUGCAAUGGGACAGUGAUAAUUUUGAAGGAAUAAUAUUACGCGGGCGGAUUUUUUAUAAAAUAAAUCAAUAUCGUGCCGCCAUCUCUAAUUAUAACCGCGCCAUAGCUCUCGAUCCUAAAAAUGAAUAUGCAUAUAAUCUUCGAGCAUUGGCAAGGAAAAGCAUAGGUGAUUUUGAUCAGGCAAUUGAAGACUCGGACUAUGCGCUAAAACUCAAUCCAAGAAAAGGAUACUCGUAUCGUUUCCGAAGUAUGAUUUUACAAGAAAUGGAACAGUUUGAAGCUGCUCUCGAUUACAUAUAUGCAGCAGAUACCAUCGAGAAUCAUGAAAUAGAACACAUUUAUCAAAUGAUAGAUAUUUACAGUGAUACAUAUCAAUAUUGGAAAGCAAUUGAUUUGCUGAGUGAUAUCAUUGAUUUUUACAAAAAGGAGAUAGAAGAUGGAGACAUGUAUUAUGUUGAAGCACUUAUUCAACGCGGCGUGAUCUAUAGUUUUUUACAAAACGAGGAAGAGAAUGCUUUUGAGGACUUUCGAGUAGUGCUGGAUAUUGAUCCAAAAAAUGAUUUAGCAUUGAGCCACCGUGGAAGUUUAUAUGCUCGCCUUCGUAACUUCGAAAUGGCAAUGAAGGAUAUCAAUGCGGCAAUCGAAAUUAAACCAAAUGCAUACAGAUAUCAGAAUCGUGCUUAUAUAUACUAUAAGAUGGGUAAUUAUGAUUUGGCUGUUCGAGAUUUAGACACAUCCGAGGGUUUUUAUUCCGAAUAUUCCAUUCUCAAUCAACGAAUGAUAAGAAGCAGGACCUUCCUUUUUAGAGGAAUGAUUUAUCAUAAACUGGGGGAAUAUGAAAAAUCACUGAAAAAUCUUGACGAAGCAAUAACAAUUCUGCACGAUGAUGCCAUAAUAAUUUUGCUUGUUGAACGAGCCUCUGUAUAUGUUUCAACCAAUCGACUGGAAGAUGCAUUAAACGAUUUAAAAAAAGCUUUUAUUAUUGAACCAAAAAACGUCUACAUGUCGAAGGCCUUAGCUAAAGGGAUUAAACUUUAUGGGACUAUUUAUAAGCUGCAUAGUCAAAGCACCA
Molecule: messenger RNA, 1269 nt
Organism: Acaulospora morrowiae
Lineage: Eukaryota; Fungi; Glomeromycota; Glomeromycetes; Diversisporales; Acaulosporaceae
Source: the annotation of a GenBank genome assembly